This is a messenger RNA of Cicer arietinum (chickpea), 2664 nucleotides long. RefSeq lists its product as uncharacterized. NCBI's taxonomy places the organism in Eukaryota, Viridiplantae, Streptophyta, Magnoliopsida, Fabales, Fabaceae. Gene Ontology annotation, biological process: response to endoplasmic reticulum stress. Gene Ontology annotation, molecular function: protein binding. The record is from RefSeq and is a predicted model, not a curated record.
GUUGCUUGUUCGUCUUCAGUGUUGUUGAUCCUUCCAUUUUCUGUUCCACCAAAACAAUCUCCUUCAUUCUCUUCUUUCUCUCCCUUCUCCUCUUUUUCCUUCUCUUCAUCGCUCUCUUUUCGUAUUCUUCAAAAGGAUGGGGACAUGGAAGAAAACACAAUAUUCUUUUUCAAAUGGGAAUCAAUUUCUCCCUCCUAAUCAGUCGGUGUUUGGAAGAAAUUUGACAAAGGAUCAACUUGGUGGUGUCAUAUUUGGGUGCAAGAAUGCGACAAUUAAAGAAUGUUUAACCAAACAACUCUUUGGCUUACCGGCUCAGCACUUCUCUUAUGUGAAGAAUAUUCGACCUGGUUUGCCGCUGUUUCUGUUUAACUAUACUGAUAGGAUGCUUCAUGGAAUUUUUGAGGCGGCUUGUAAUGGGAGAAUGCUCAUAGACCGUUAUGGAUGGACAGAUGGUUCAGAUUCAACACAAUUUCCUGCACAGGUGCAAAUUCGAGUUCAAUUACAAUGCCGGCCACUGUCUGAAGAUAAAUUUAAACCUGUAAUUGCAGACAACUACUACCAUCAUAACCAUUUCUGGUUUGAGCUCGACCAUGGACAGACAAGCCAACUGAUUUCCUUGCUAAAACCCUUAGCAAUUACUCCUCGUAAUUCUGUUCCUCAGAAUUCGAAAUGGACGGCUGUGGUGUCCCGAUAUCUUCCACCGCAAGAGCCUGCGUGGAAAACAGAAACAUUUAAAAUGCCUGAAUCAGAGUUUGAGCAUCGUUCUACUCACUCAAGUACGAAAUCAGGUUCCAUUGGGAGUGAUUUUUUGUUUGAUGAAUACAGUCAGCCAUUGGAUACUCAUUCAAUUGAUAAGGAGGAAACAAAACAAAUUGAGAAGGAUCUCAUUGGGAGUGAUUUAUUGUUUGAUGAAUACACUCAGCCAUUGGAUACUCAUACAAUUGAUGAGGAGGAAGCGAAGCAGAAUGAGAAGGACCUCAUAUGGAUGAAACUAAAGGAAUUGACUCUUAGCCGUGAAAAUCAAGAUCUCUCUUGGGAAAACAAUGUAAGCGAUACUCCUUAUGCGAAUGAGAGUUGCUUCGGAGGAAAGCAUUCAGAGAAGGAGGAGAAUACUAGUUCUCCAUCAGAGAAGGAGGAGAAUCCCAGUUCUUCAUCAGAGAAGGAGGAAAAUACUAGUUCUCCAUCAGAGAAGGAGGAGAAUCCCAGUUCUUCAUCAGAGAAGGAGGAGAAUUUCAGUUCUCCAUUAGAGCAUCAAUACAACAUAGCUCAGUUGGUGCAAGAGAUCAAAGAACUGACGGAUUUCAAAAAAACUCAAACUGAAAGGAAUAACUACCUGGAGCAGAAGCUGAUAGAGGCAGAAUUGGAAAUUCAGCUUUUAAAGGAUCGUUGUACACUGUUAGAAUCUACACACAAUGCUCCUUCAUUACACAUUGAGGAGACAGUAAUCAAUCCGUCUGCUAAACUGCAUUUAGAUGCCAAAGAUUCAAUAUAUUUAAUAGGCGGCUCUGAUGGACAAUCAUCAUUAGCAUCUAUGGAUCAGUAUUGUACUUCUCAGAAUGUGAUUCAAUCUCUCAAGCCUAUGAACUAUCUUCGAUCAUAUGCUUCAGUUGUAGAGUUGAAUGGUGAGAUUUAUGUUUUCGGCGGUGGAAAUGAUUGUGAUUGGUAUGACUCAGUUGAAUCAUACAAUCCAAUUCAUGACAACUGGACUUUGCGUCCCUCUUUGAAACAGAAGAAAGGAAGUUUGGCUGGCGCUGCUUUGAAAGGAAAAAUAUUUGCUGUUGGAGGUGGCAAUGGAUUUGACUGCUUUUCAGAUGUUGAGAUGCUUGAUUUAGACAUUGGACGGUGGAUCCCCACACGUUCAAUGAUAGACAAGAGAUUUGCUCUUGCUGCAGUGGAACUCAAUGGUGCGAUUUAUGCUACUGGUGGAUUUGAUGGAAAGAACUACUUAAAUACUGCUGAAAGAUUUGAUCCCAGGGAACAUUCUUGGUUCAAAAUAGCAAGCAUGAAUACUAAACGGGGCUGUCACUCAAUUGUUGCUCUAAAUGAAAAAUUGUAUGCGCUUGGCGGUUUUGAUGGAGAAACAAUGGUUCCAAGUGUUGAAGUCUUUGAUCCUCGUCUUGGGACGUGGACUGUGGUGGAAACAAUGAAUCAUCCUAGGGGUUAUUUUGCUGCUGCUGUUGUCAAAGAUUCCAUCUAUGUGAUCGGGGGUGUUAAAGGUUGUCAGACUAUUGUAGACACGGUUGAGAAUUAUAAGGAAGACAACGGUUGGAAGGAAACAUACACAUCUUUGGAUGUCAAAAGAUGUUUCAUGUCGGCCAUUGCCUGCACUUACAAGUGACAAGGUUGUCCGGUGAUCAGAGAAAUGCUCUUCGCCGUGCUAUUGCUUUUGUAAAGUCAAAGGAUAAAGCGAAAUUUAUGCAUGAAUCCAAAUGCUUCUUUACAUUGCAUUGAUUUGCAGUUAACUCUAGUGUCAUUGCGGCUAGUUUAAUAGAUUCUAGUUUUUGUUAAGGUGUUUGUCUGUUUGAUAUAUGAAGUAAGAUGUGCAUAGUAUUGCUGAAUUUGAGCAUGAUGUUACCAAGAGAAACAUUGUAUAUGAAUUGUUUUGGUUAGUCCGACAACUUAAUAUGCAUAGACAAGUUUUUUUUUAAAAAAAAAUUGGGAAAA